Messenger RNA from Trypanosoma cruzi, 1752 nucleotides. RefSeq names its product DNA ligase, putative. Bases 1 to 1752 code for a protein of 583 amino acids. The transcript has a single exon. The record is from RefSeq and is a predicted model, not a curated record. Lineage: Eukaryota; Euglenozoa; Kinetoplastea; Trypanosomatida; Trypanosomatidae.
AUGAUGAAGCUUCAUCGCAUUCUGCGUAGUCUACCUUUUGUACCAAUGGCUUUAUCCACCUUUGAUACCAUAGAACGCUCUGCAGCUUCUUCUACUGCCACAGAUUCAACAUCGCAUUCAUUUGUGUCAGAUGGUCCACCAUACUUCAUCUCACCGAAGCAUGACGGAGUGCGCAUCCUGUCGUACGUGAGUGAACAUGCCGAAUCCCUCAAAUCAACGUGUUUUUCUCGCUUUGGGCGACCUGUUCAUGGCAUGUUUUGGAUUGAAGAAGAACUCCGUCUCUUGCGAUGGCUCUGCGGAGACCCACGGCUGGUCUUGGAUGGAGAGCUAUACGUUCAUAAAGAGCCUCAUGCACGAUCAACGGGUGACGAUGGGGCUAGAACCGGGUUUUUCUCUGUUUCAGCUCUGGUGCAUCGUUUGCGCGGGCCUAAAUCGGCCUGUUCCUCUGAGGAGGAGGUGCUCAGUUAUGUUGCGUCACUCCCCCGUUUGUGUGUGUUUGACAUUGUUUCCUUUCAGCCAUCGGACAAGACAAAUUUGUCUGAGGAGAGCAGUGGGCGAGGCCUUUCGCGGAUUGAGAAGGAGCGCGUGUCGCUUCUCCGAGAGGUGAUGAAGGCCAAUGGCGUUCGUGAUUUAGAAAUGCUGCGUGUCAUUCCAAAUUAUUCAGUCUUUUCACAGCGAUUGAAGGCGAUGCAUUUUCUAAUGUGCGUCUUGCAUCGCGCCCGCGCCUCUUCUAUUUUGUUCCCUGGCAGGGCUGUGAGUGUCACCACCUCCAAGAAACAUGAGAUGAAAAGACGAAACGGCAACUCUUCCGAUAUGGCGGUGGGUGUGACAAACGUCGGUGGGGAGUAUUUGCAGCUUGUGAAGUACUCGCUGCUUCACUCCCUUGACGAUGCAAAAAAGGUGUAUCUCAAGAAAUAUCUCUCAUGCGGGUAUGAAGGUGCCGUCAUUCGCAGUGCGUCAAAUGUGUAUGAGCUGAAGGAGAAGGAAAGAGGUGUCUUACUGGGGCUCUUGGACCCACUCAUUUCCGUGGGGGAACGCCCGUUUGUGAACAAACAGGCUGCCUGCUGGCCAAAGCGGUCGCUUCUGGUGGCGGAGGCCCCGCCACUCCUUCGCACAUAUGCCAAGAACGGAUUGCUCGCUUCCAUGGGUUCUGGUGAAUACGAUUGGACGGAUUUUGUAGCGGAUGAGAAUGAAGCAGAGGAGGCGAAUCACCAGGCUGUCGUGGGGGCAGCAGUAAGGCGGGCAAAGCAGAAUGCUCGCCGUAGCACCACAGCUGUCAAAUUGCUUCCGUUUUGUGACAGGGAGUAUGCAAUUCUAAAGCCACUGCUGAAGAUACCGUCAGCCAACCCACGCGCUCGAAAACUUGUUAGCGUUCCUCUGAAAUUGCUUCACGGAGGUCGUGAUGCCAUCUCAGUCCCUCGGACCGCUUUUGGGAAGGCCGCGUCCAAGAAGAAUGAGAAGAGCAAAGUGGCAGUUUUUUACGGUCUGCAGUGUCUCAGCGAAACGGGGCGUGUGUUUAACGUUUCACUUCCCAAGAUGGAUGUCGCGAAGCAGCGAGCCUUGCUGGAUCACCUCUUGGAAGUGACAGGGGGCUCCAGGAAGAUGGGUGGGAAAAGAAACACUGGGGGAGUUGGUUGCCGUUCACUGACUGGUUUGUACGCCACGGUUAAGUAUUCUUCACUCACGGAGUACGGCAUUCCGCGUUUUGGUCAAGUGAAGGCCAUACGCGGAGGCAAGGGAUGGUUUUUGUGA